AUGCCGCUGGUUCCUCCAUCGCCAAAGUCUCUACCGCAUGGGUCUCUGCCGCUGCCGCUGCCACCAGAGCCUCUACAGUCUGGGCUCUGCCGCUGCCGCUGGUGCCUCCAUCACCUGGAUCUCUACCACCUACGUUUCUGCCGCUGGUUCCUAGCGCUGCCGCUGGUGUCUCCGCCGCCUGAGCCUCUACCACCUGGGCCUCUGCCGCUGCCACUGGUGCCUCCUUCACCUUAGCCCCUACCGCCUGGGCCUCUGCCGCUGCUGGUGGUGCCUCCACUGUCAUUGCCUCUACUGCCUUGGCUGCUGCUGCAGCCGCUAGUGCCUCUACCGCCUGGGCCUCUGCUGCUGCCCCUGGUGCCUCCGACGCCAGAGCCUAUUACGCCUGGGCCUCUGCGGCUGCCACUGGUGCCUCCACCACCAAAGUCUCUACCGCCUGGGCCUAUGCAGCUCCUGCUGGUUCCUCCACCGCCCAGGCUGCAUCGUCUGGGCCUCUGCCGCUGCCGCUGGUUAAUCUGCCGUGAGAGGCCUGGGCCUCUGCCGCUGCCACUGGUACCUCCACCGCCAGAACCUUACCACGUGUGCCUCCGCUGCCAGAGCCUCUACCGCCACGGCAUCUCCUGCUGGUGCUUCUGCGACUUCUGCGCUUCUGCCGCUGGUUCCUGCUGCUGCCGCUGGUGCCUGGGCCGCCUGAGCCUCUUCCAGCUGGGCCUCUGCUGCUGCUGCUGCUGCUGCUGGUGCCUCCACUGCUUGAGCCUCUUCCGCCUGGGCCCCUGCCGCUGGUGCCUCCGUCACUAGAGCCUCUACCAUCUGGGCUCUGCCACUGCCGCUGGUGCCUCCGUCACCUGAAUCUCUACCACCUGUGUUUCUGCCGCUGGAUCCUACCGCUACCGCUGGCUUCUCCGCUGCCUGAGCCUCUACCGCCUGGGCCUAUGCCACUACUGUUGGUGCCUCCUCCGCCUCUACCAUCUGGGCCUCUGCCGCUCCUGCUGGUGACUCCGCCACCUCAGCCUCUACAACUUGGGCCUCUGCCCCUGCUGCUGGUGCCUCCGUCCCCAGAGCCUCUACCGCCUGGGAUCAGCCGCUGCUUCUGGUCCCUCCGUCGCCUGAAUCUCUACCACCUGCGCUUCUGCCGCUGGUUCCUGCUGCUGCCGCUUCCGCUUGUGCCUCCAACGCCUGAGCCUCUACUGUCUGGGCCUCUGUCACUGCCGCUGGUCCCUCCUCCGCCAGAUCCUUUACUGCCUGGGCCUCUGCCGCUGCCACUGGUGCCGCCACCGCCUCAGCCUCUACCGCCUGGGCCUCUGCCCCUGCCGCUGGUGCCUCCGCCACCAGAGCCUCUUCCGCCUGGGCCGCUACCGCUGGUGCCUCCACUGCCAGUGCCUCUACCGCCUUGGCCGCUGCCGCUGGUGCCUCUACCGCCUGGGCCUCUGCUGCUGCCGCUGGUGCCUCCGCCACCUGAGCCGCUACCACCUGGGCCUCUGUCGCUGCCACUAG
Podarcis lilfordi (Lilford's wall lizard) is the source of this 1491-nucleotide messenger RNA. The record is from the annotation of a GenBank genome assembly. Lineage: Eukaryota; Metazoa; Chordata; Lepidosauria; Squamata; Lacertidae.